Cydia splendana is the source of this 1768-nucleotide messenger RNA. It is a transcript of the gene Task7, whose product is annotated as two pore potassium channel protein sup-9. The record is from RefSeq and is a predicted model, not a curated record. Gene Ontology annotation, molecular function: potassium ion leak channel activity; outward rectifier potassium channel activity. Lineage: Eukaryota; Metazoa; Arthropoda; Insecta; Lepidoptera; Tortricidae. Gene Ontology annotation, cellular component: plasma membrane. Gene Ontology annotation, biological process: stabilization of membrane potential; potassium ion transmembrane transport. Bases 336 to 1298 code for a protein of 320 amino acids. The transcript has 8 exons.
UUUAUAAUAGAAACAUCGACUGCCGAUUUGUGUAUUCAUUUGUGCUGUGAUUUUGUACAAACAAUUUAUUUAUUUUAUUUAUUAAAAUUAACACGUCGAGUCUUUUAUUAUUUAUAAUAGCUUCCUCUAUACCUGUACUUUAAUUAGAAGACUGUUGAAAGCCAAAUUAAUCAUUAGUCGUUUACAUUUUUUACUUAAUUGUAAUCUGCAGUGCAGAAUUUAAAUACCUCACAUAUACAUUAUCGUAUUUCGCACAAAUUCUAUUUAUAAAACGGUGUGCGCCUCGGUGCGAUAAAUAUUAUUUUGCCGCAUAUUGGUGCAUUGCUGGUGGCAUCAUGAAGCGUCAAAACGUCCGCACUCUGUCCCUGGUGGUGUGCACGUUUACGUAUUUGCUGAUAGGCGCGGCAGUUUUCGACGCUUUAGAAUCUGAAACUGAGAGCAAGAGAUGGGAAGUUCUGUCUGACAUGAGGAAUGGUCUUAUGCGCAAAUACAACAUAACGCCUGAAGACUACCACAUGAUAGAGAUAGUUAUAAUAGAGAACAAGCCCCACAAAGCGGGGCCCCAGUGGAAGUUUGCCGGAGCAUUCUAUUUUGCCACAGUUGUGUUGGCUAUGAUCGGGUAUGGACACUCUACUCCUGUGACUGUUGGGGGCAAAGCGUUUUGUAUGGCAUAUGCCAUGGUGGGCAUUCCCCUAGGACUCGUGAUGUUCCAGAGCAUAGGCGAGCGUUUAAACAAGUUCGCGUCAGUCGUGAUACGCAGAGCUAAGUGCUAUCUGCGAUGCGAGACCACGGAGGCCACGGAAAUGAACCUUAUGUUCGCCACGGGAAUGUUGUCUAGUAUUAUUAUUACUACAGGUGCCGCGGUGUUCUCUCGUUAUGAGGGCUGGAGUUACUUCGACAGCUUCUACUACUGCUUUGUGACGCUAACGACCAUCGGGUUCGGCGACUAUGUGGCCUUACAGAACGACCAAGCGUUGACUAGUAAGCCAGGCUAUGUAGCCCUGAGUUUGGUGUUCAUCUUGUUUGGGCUUGCGGUGGUAGCGGCUAGCAUCAACUUGCUGGUGCUUCGGUUUAUGACCAUGCAAGCAGAGGAAAACGCCCGCGACGAAGAGAAAGAAGCCGCCCGGACCAUACUCCAACUCGAUGCGCAUGGUCUCGAGGGCCACCACGACGACCAGGCUUCGGUAAGCGACGUGUGCUCAUGUAAUUGCCUGGGCAGCAAGGCGUGCGAGGGCGAGCUACUGCCCGUCUCCACGCACAGGGGCUCACUGGAGAUACUUGAACGAGCCUCCGUCUGAACACGUGGCAUCAGAGAAUCGGUCACUAACUCAGUGGAGCUUUGCAAAAACAUCACCUUAACUCUUAGAGCAUUUAGUAUCUGGAAACGCCUUAGCUGUCAUUUUGUGUACAAAACAGUCUGCCGAUUUUUCCGAGGGAGGGGCACGUCAAAUGUAUGGCUAUUUGUACAUGAUUUGUACGUAACGUACAAAUAGCCAUGUCUGAUAAACGUCAGUCCAUACAAAAGUUUGCACAAGUGUGCAAGGUUUUCGGAAGAGGGGUAAGCUCUUAAAGGUGACUCCGGUUAUUAAAUGCUCUAACUCUUAACUACACAUACCUACAUAAAUAGUUUAAUACCUAAUUUAGUUUCCUGGACGAGUAUGAGCAAUUUAAAUAACAUUACACAUUACCAUAGGGUCGGUCGUGUUCAAAUAUGGUUCUAUGGAUCGGUUCAAAAGGCACUCUCUAAACUAACUAGUCUAAACUAUAG